Messenger RNA from Sphenostylis stenocarpa, 666 nucleotides. NCBI's taxonomy places the organism in Eukaryota, Viridiplantae, Streptophyta, Magnoliopsida, Fabales, Fabaceae. The record is from the annotation of a GenBank genome assembly.
AUGGCUUUCCCUCUGAGAGUCGCAACAGCUGCUGCUGUUUCACGCAUUUCGAUGCCCAAAAAUCCACCAUUCAUUUCACUUCCACAAUUCAAUUGCACUCUCAAAUUCCAUAACUCGCCUUUUUUUCAUCCACACUCCAACGUUCUUCCCAAGCGAUCUCACCGCCACAUUCGAGCUAUAAGCGAGGCGACUGCGGAAGCUGAAAUUUCUAAGAAACAACAAGGCGAGUCGUCAAAAGAUUGGAAGAUUAAAAUGCUCUACGACGGAGAUUGUCCCCUCUGCAUGCGCGAGGUGAAUAUGCUAAGAGAGAGGAAUAAGAGUUACGGCACAAUCAAGUUUGUUGAUAUAGGUUCUGAUGAUUACUCUCCCGAUGAUAAUCAAAGCAUUGACUAUGAAACUGCUAUGGGAAGAAUUCAUGCUAUUCUCUCAGAUGGAACUGUGGUUACAGAUGUUGAAGCGUUUAGGAGAUUAUAUGAACAUGUUGGUCUUGGUUGGGUUUAUGCGAUUACAAAAUAUGAACCGAUGGCAAAAAUUGCUGAUUCUGUGUAUGGUGUAUGGGCAAAAUACCGUCUUCAAAUUACAGGACGGCCUCCUAUAGGAGAAAUAUUAGACGCUCGAACGAAGAAGGGUGAAGUAUGCAAAGACAGCAAUGCUUGCAAGAUGUAA